Molecule: messenger RNA, 2832 nt
Organism: Tetrapisispora phaffii CBS 4417
Lineage: Eukaryota; Fungi; Ascomycota; Saccharomycetes; Saccharomycetales; Saccharomycetaceae
Gene: DSS1
Product: exoribonuclease II
Exons: 1
Coding region: 1-2832 (943 amino acids)
Biological process (GO): mRNA catabolic process
Cellular component (GO): P-body; exosome (RNase complex)
Molecular function (GO): 3'-5'-RNA exonuclease activity; RNA binding
Source: RefSeq, a predicted model, not a curated record
AUGACGGUUCAUCUAAUCAGAAGAAAUAUCCAAAGUAGUGCUUCGGCGUUGAAGCUAGCAACAAGGAGGACAAAAUACUUAGAAAAAAGGCUGCCAGCGUCCUUUAAUUUAGAGUUAGUUAAAUCAAAGUUUUUGGAGAGAACUAAAGGCCUAGAACACAUAUCAGAAAUUAAGGAAGUAGAUGAAAUUCAAAAUCAGUCAAUGAUGACGUUUAAUAAUGAGUAUAUUGUUCCUUCUAAAGUUUGGUUUGAUACAGUGACGUCUUCCGGAUCGUUUUCAAAUGAUUUGAUAAAUGAGACAUUGAUUUCAAAGAAAUGGAAAAAAUUCCCGGAUUUACCAAUAAAAAUGAAUGGUGACUAUUCAUUUAAUGCAUUGCAAUUAUUUGAUAGAAGUUUAGAUAUAGGUGAUCUUGUUCUUCUACGGAAUUCAGAUAAAGAGCUUCUUAUGUGUGUUGAUAUUCCUAUGAGUAUAGAAGAUCCACGGUUUACAUUCGCAAAACCAGACGGUACAUUAGUAUUCUCAACAAAGCAAAAUGUAACUUUAAGAAUACUUAACACACUUCCGAAAAAUAUUCUAAACCAUGAUUUGAUAAAGAAUAAAUAUGAAGCGGGUCUGAUAAAUAGGAAAGAAAAUAAUGCUAUUAAAUUGCCUAGUUUACCAGUCGUUGCCCGUCAAAUUGCAACAUCACCUUUACCUUCAGAGAUAUCGAGAAUUGCAGCAAGAGAUUUAAAUGUUAAUUUAAAAAAGUUGGAAGUACUCCAUAGAUAUAUUAGCGAUGGAGUAGAAACUAGUUCCAUCUCCUUUUUGAAAUUAGUUCAUCUGGUUCAAAAUGUUGAUCUUAAUAAGUUAGCUAGAAAUAGAGCUGAUCAUGAUGCUAAUCAUAUCUCGAACAUAAUACGGAACACUAAAGAUGAUAUUCAAUAUAUGACAAAAAUUGACGCUAUUACAUUAUUAUCUACUUAUUGGGCAGUUAUUCAACAACAGCAAUCACAAUUAUGGGGUGAUAUCCAAAUACAUUCUGCAUUACUAUUUCCGAUAUCUGUUUCUGUCCUUCCAUUCAAUAAUGUGAUUUACCUUAAUGAAACAAUCCCUAGAGUUGCUACAGAUGAGAAUAUUAAUAAAUUCACAGAAGCCAUCAAUAAGCAUAAUUUAGAGAAGAUUAAUGAGAAAUUUCCUGAUUUUCUUAAUAUGCUAAAAGAAUAUGGUAACGGAUGUUACUAUGGUAAUGAGAAAAUAACAACUAUAAUUUCUAAGUUAUUUAGGAGAAUAGAAACCUACAAAAACAAAGAACUUUCAAGAGAUAAUUGUCAAAAAUUAUAUAAUGAAUUGAACCCAUCAAAUAAGAUUUUAAAUUCCCUUUUAUUAAGCAAAGACCUUUGUCUUCCGGAGAUAUCAGGUACUACAAGAACUGAACAAUUAAUUUAUUCGUUGACUGAAGUGGAUAACCAUGCUAUAAUCGAUCAAAGAAGACAUGAUUUCAAGGAUUUAAAGGUUUUCUGCAUCGAUGAAAAAACUGCGCAUGAGAUUGACGAUGGUGUAUCGGUUUUAAGGAAAGAUGGUAACAUCACAAGACUUUUCAUUCAUAUCGCUGAUCCGGCAUCAUUAUUUCCAUUACAUAAUACCAUUGAAAAUAAUUCUACAUCAGACGAAAUUUUAAAUAUUGCAUUUAGGAGAGCUUUCACUACGUAUUUACCGGAGUUUGUUUUACCAAUGCUUCCAAAAAGUUUUUGUACUAAAUCUGAUUUAGGUAAUACUGGUAAAAUGACAAAUACCAUUACUUUUUCGGUAGAUUUUGACAAAAGUAGUUGUUCAAUAUUAGAAGACACUUUUGAAAUCCAAUUAGGUAAAGUCAAUAAUUUCCCGAAGAACACAACAUAUAAAGAAGUUGACAAAAUAUUAAAUAGCAGCAUUAAAAGAGAAAAUGAUAUCGAAAGGGAUUUAAGAGAAAUGCGAUUUAUAGCAAAUCAUUUGAGGAAAUGUAGAAUCGAUAAUUCAGCUGUUAUCUUUGGAGAAGGCUUUAAUAAAGGAGCAGUAAAUUUGAUAGAAAAGAAACAAGAUGGCGAAAAAAGUUAUAAAGUAAAUUUUAAGGAUAGCGAGACCACUCCCUCUAAUAUUAUUGUGUCGGAAUUUAUGAUUCUUGCAAACUCAUUGGCUGGUAAAUAUUUUAAAAAUCAUAAGAUACCAGCAAUUUAUAAAACAUAUAAAGGCUUAAAUAUGAAACCAAAGGCAAGUAGCCAAUUUAAAAAGAUUUUAAAUGUCAACAAGAAAAGACUGCCAUCCAUCAAAGAAAUUAGUAAAAUUGGAUCUUUGUUAAGUUCGAGCACGUUUAGUUCCAAGCCAUCUAUUCAUGAGAUGAUUGGCACGGAUCAAUAUGCCACAGUCACUUCUCCAUUACGUAGAUUUCCUGAUUUAAUUAACCAUUUUCAAUUGCAUAGGUACUUAACUAAUCAACCACUAUGUUUCAGCCAAGAGAAGUUAGAUGAAAUGGUUUGGCAUUUAAUCGAAAGGGACACAAUUUUACGUCACUAUAGUAGAAAAUUCAAUAAAUAUUGGACACUGCAAUAUUUGAAUGAAAAAAUAGAGGGAAAUCCAUUAUUAAGAUUUGAUGUAAUGGUUCAAUCUGUUUCUGAGAACGGAAGGGUCCAUUGCAUCCUUCCAAAAUUAUCAUACGCGACAGGUACCUUAAAAUUAAAACCUUCUGCAACAACCAUCCCUGCUAUUGGAGAGAUUAUAAAGAAUUGCAAAAUAGCAAAUAUAGACUGUUUAGGAAACAGUCUCGAGUUUGCUAUCGAUGAAAACCAAGAACACGAUAGAGUGAAUACCUUCACUUGA